GCUGUUUGUCAUUUCUCACUACCUUAAUAAAAAAAAAGUUCUCUCUCUCCCUCCUGGCCGUUGACGGUCCCGUCCCGGCCGUGGAUCUGAUUCUCUCUCGCCGCGAUCUGAGGUUUCAAUCAUGGCGGCAGCUAACGCCCCCAUCACGAUGAAGGAGGUCCUAACGCUUCCGAGCAUUGGGAUCAAUCAGCAAUUCAUCACGUUUACGAAUGUUACUAUGGAGUCUGAUAAGUACAUAUGUGUGCGAGAGACGGCGCCUCAGAACAGCGUUGUGAUUAUUGAUAUGAAUAUGCCGAUGCAGCCGCUAAGGAGACCUAUAACUGCUGAUUCUGCUCUUAUGAACCCGAACUCGAGGAUCCUUGCCUUGAAAGCUCAAGUUCCAGGAACUACUCAGGAUCAUCUUCAGAUAUUUAACAUCGAAGCGAAAGCAAAGUUGAAAUCACAUCAGAUGCCUGAGCAGGUUUCUUUUUGGAAAUGGAUUACACCAAAGAUGUUGGGGCUGGUUACACAAACUUCUGUGUAUCAUUGGUCGAUUGAAGGUGAUUCUGAGCCAGUGAAGAUGUUUGAUAGGACAGCUAAUUUGGCAAACAAUCAAAUUAUUAACUAUAAGUGCUCUCCUAAUGAGAAGUGGUUGGUGUUGAUUGGAAUUGCCCCUGGCUCUCCUGAGAAACCACAACUGGUAAAAGGGAACAUGCAGCUUUUCUCUGUGGAUCAACAGCGUAGCCAGGCUCUUGAAGCACAUGCUGCUUCAUUUGCCCAGUUUAAGGUGUCUGGGAAUGAGAAUCCUUCCAUUCUCAUAUCCUUUGCAAGCAAGAGCUUUAAUGCUGGACAGAUAACAUCGAAAUUACAUGUCAUUGAGCUUGGCGCCCAACCAGGAAAACCAUCAUUUUCAAAGAAGCAGGCAGAUCUCUUCUUCCCCCCAGAUUUUGCUGACGAUUUUCCUGUAGCCAUGCAGGUCUCUCACAAAUUUAACCUGAUAUACGUCAUCACCAAGCUUGGACUGUUAUUUGUAUACGAUUUAGAGACGGCUUCUGCCAUCUACAGAAAUCGGAUAAGCCCAGACCCAAUUUUUUUGACUUCGGAAGCUUCUUCAGUUGGGGGUUUCUAUGCCAUUAAUAGGCGAGGACAAGUUCUCCUGGCUACAGUAAAUGAGGCUACGAUAAUACCUUUUAUCAGCGGUCAAUUGAACAAUUUGGAACUUGCUGUCAAUCUCGCUAAAAGAGGAAAUCUCCCUGGUGCAGAAAAUCUGGUUGUGCAGCGGUUCCAAGAGUUAUUUGCUCAAACAAAGUACAAGGAGGCUGCUGAGCUUGCUGCUGAGUCUCCUCAGGGAAUUCUACGGACACCUGAUACGGUGGCUAAAUUCCAGAGUGUUCCAGUACAAGCAGGGCAAACUCCUCCAUUGUUACAGUAUUUUGGUACCCUUUUGACUAGAGGGAAGCUCAAUUCAUAUGAGUCUUUGGAACUAUCUCGGCUUGUUGUGAAUCAAAACAAGAAGAACCUCUUAGAGAACUGGUUGGCAGAGGAUAAAUUAGAAUGCAGUGAAGAACUUGGAGACCUUGUCAAGGUUGGGUACACACCUGAUUACAUGUUUCUUUUGCAAACCAUACUCCGCACGGAUCCCCAGGGAGCAGUAAAUUUUGCUUUAAUGAUGUCUCAAAUGGAAGGAGGCUGUCCAGUUGACUACAACACCAUCACUGAUCUUUUCCUUCAGAGAAACCUGAUCCGUGAAGCGACUGCUUUCCUUCUGGAUGUUCUGAAGCCAAAUUUACCUGAGCAUGCUUUUCUGCAAACUAAGGUUCUGGAGAUCAAUUUGGUUACCUUUCCCAAUGUGGCUGAUGCAAUUUUAGCAAAUGGGAUGUUUAGCCACUAUGACCGCCCUCGUGUUGCUCAGCUUUGUGAAAAGGCUGGACUAUAUAUCCAAUCUUUAAAGGUUGUUGCUCAAUCAGCUGCUAAGACGGGUCAAAUUAAGGAAGUUGAGCGUGUAACUAGAGAGUCUAACUUUUAUGAUGCUGAAAAGACCAAGAACUUUUUGAUGGAAGCUAAGCUUCCUGAUGCACGACCUUUGAUAAAUGUCUGCGACCGUUUUGGCUUUGUGCCUGAUCUUACCCAUUACCUCUACACAAACAACAUGCUUCGUUACAUUGAAGGUUACGUGCAAAAGGUGAACCCUGGGAAUGCUCCCUUAGUUGUGGGGCAGUUGCUUGAUGACGAAUGCCCUGAAGAUUUUAUUAAGGGCCUCAUUCUUUCUGUUCGUUCAUUGCUUCCUGUUGAGCCCCUUGUUGAGGAAUGCGAGAAGAGAAAUCGACUCCGUCUCCUCACUCAAUUCUUGGAGCAUCUAGUUAGUGAGGGAAGCCAAGAUGUGCAUGUCCAUAAUGCCUUGGGUAAAAUUAUCAUAGACAGUAACAACAACCCUGAGCAUUUCCUGACCACCAACCCUUACUACGACUCUAAGGUUGUUGGUAAGUACUGCGAGAAACGUGAUCCCACCCUGGCUGUUGUGGCAUACAGAAGAGGACAGUGUGAUGAGGAGCUCAUCAAUGUCACCAACAAGAACUCUUUGUUCAAGUUGCAAGCCAGGUAUGUGGUGGAGAGGAUGGAUGGUGACCUCUGGGAUAAGGUUCUUAUGGAAGAAAAUGAGUAUAGAAGGCAACUUAUUGACCAAGUCGUGUCUACUGCUUUACCCGAAAGCAAGAGCCCAGAGCAAGUUUCUGCAGCUGUUAAAGCAUUCAUGACUGCUGAUCUGCCACACGAGCUUAUCGAGCUUCUUGAAAAGAUUGUGCUUCAAAACUCUGCCUUCAGUGGAAACUUCAAUCUGCAAAAUCUGCUUAUACUGACAGCUAUCAAGGCAGAUCCGUCUAGAGUUAUGGAUUACAUUAACAGGCUGGAUAACUUUGAUGGUCCGGCUGUUGGAGAAGUGGCGGUUGAUGCCCAAUUGUAUGAGGAAGCAUUUGCAAUUUUCAAGAAGUUUAACUUAAAUGUCCAGGCUGUCAACGUAUUGUUGGAUAACGUCAGAAGCAUUGAGCGUGCUGUUGAGUUUGCUUUCCGGGUUGAAGAAGAUUCUGUUUGGAGCCAAGUCGCCAAGGCUCAACUCAGGGACGGGCUAGUAAGUGAUGCAAUUGAGUCCUUCAUCCGUGCUGAUGAUGCCACACAUUUCUUGGAGGUCAUACGUGCUACAGAAGAUGCUAAUGUCUAUGAUGACUUGGUCAAAUACCUUCUUAUGGUUAGACAAAAGGUGAAGGAACCCAAGGUUGAUAGUGAGCUCAUAUAUGCUUAUGCGAAGAUUGAAAGGUUGGGUGAGAUAGAGGAAUUUAUUCUGAUGCCAAACGUUGCUAACCUACAACAAGUGGGCGAUCGCCUGUAUGAUGAAGCUUUGUAUGAGGCUGCAAAAAUAAUCUAUGCAUUCAUAUCGAACUGGGGCAAGUUGGCCGUCACACUUGUGAAGUUGCAGCAGUUCCAAGGUGCUGUUGAUGCUGCAAGGAAAGCGAACAGUGCAAAGACAUGGAAGGAAGUCUGCUUUGCUUGUGUUGAUGCAGAAGAAUUCCGGUUGGCUCAAAUAUGUGGACUUAACAUUAUCAUACAGGUGGAUGACCUGGAAGAAGUAAGCGAGUACUACCAGAACAGAGGAUGCUUCAAUGAAUUAAUCUCACUUAUGGAGAGUGGACUUGGUUUGGAACGGGCUCACAUGGGGAUCUUCACCGAGUUGGGUGUACUAUACGCCAGAUAUCGUUAUGAGAAGCUUAUGGAACACAUCAAGUUGUUCUCGACUCGUCUCAAUAUUCCCAAGCUUAUACGGGCCUGUGAUGAGCAACAGCACUGGCAGGAACUGACCUAUCUUUACAUUCAGUAUGAUGAGUUUGAUAAUGCUGCAACUACUGUCAUGAACCAUUCUCCUGAAGCAUGGGAGCACAUGCAAUUUAAAGACAUUGUCGCCAAGGUUGCGAAUGUCGAGCUUUACUACAAGGCCGUUCACUUCUACCUGCAAGAGCACCCUGAUAUUAUCAACGAUCUUCUCAAUGUGCUUGCUCUGCGGUUAGAUCACACACGUGUGGUGGAUAUCAUGCGCAAGGCUGGUCAGUUGCGCCUUAUCAAGCCCUACAUGGUUGCAGUUCAGAGCAACAAUGUAUCUGCUGUAAAUGAAGCUCUGAAUGAGAUAUACGUAGAAGAAGAAGACUAUGAUAGGUUGCGCGAGUCUAUUGAUUUGCAUGACAGCUUUGACCAGAUAGGCCUCGCUCAAAAGAUUGAGAAACACGAGCUUGUGGAAAUGAGACGUGUGGCUGCGUAUAUCUACAAGAAAGCAGGUAGAUGGAAGCAAUCAAUUGCGUUGUCGAAGAAAGAUAACAUGUACAAGGACUGUAUGGAAACUGCUUCACAAUCCGGCGACCAUGAUCUUGCAGAACAACUUCUCGUUUACUUCAUUGAACAGGGGAAGAAGGAAUGCUUUGCUACAUGUCUCUUUGUCUGUUAUGACUUAAUCCGACCAGAUGUUGCACUGGAACAUGCUUGGAUCAACAAUAUGCUUGACUUCGCCUUCCCGUAUCUCCUCCAGUUUAUUCGAGAAUACUCUGGCAAAGUGGAUGAACUAAUCAAGGACAAGCUAGAGGCACAGAAAGAAGUGAAGGCCAAAGAGCAGGAAGAGAAGGAUGUCAUGUCCCAACAGAACAUGUACGCUCAAUUAUUACCACUGGCUCUACCUGCCCCACCGAUGCCAGGAAUGGGAGGAGGUCCAGGGAUGGGAGGCGGUUACGGUCCGCCACCACAGAUGGGAGGGAUGCCUGGAAUGCCUCCAAUGCCACCAUAUGGAAUGCCACCGAUGGGCGGCUACUAAGACUGUCGAAAACAAAAACUCAUCUCUACCACAGUGGUAUACGUCUACUUCAGGACUGUGACUGUUACUCGUAAGCAUUGUUUCCUUGUUUCUUUGAUUUUAUAGGUAUGUGUGUGUGGAUAAUAAUCUCGGUAUCUUCCGUUUGUAAUAUUCUUUGGGGUCUUUAGAAGAGUCAUUUUUGGUUUAAGGCCAGUUUACUAUUUUCAACAUUUUAUAAACUUUUGAGUUUUUAUGAAUUUUUGUGUUUGUUUUGACUUGAUUUGUCUUGUUGGCUCGUCUUCUAUUUUCAAAACAAGUUCGAAAAUACAUUGUCGGGACAAAUAAAGUAAAC
Molecule: messenger RNA, 5156 nt
Organism: Eruca vesicaria subsp. sativa (arugula)
Lineage: Eukaryota; Viridiplantae; Streptophyta; Magnoliopsida; Brassicales; Brassicaceae
Source: the annotation of a GenBank genome assembly